AUGCCCGUCUAUCAUGUUGCCCUCUUCAAGCUCAAGGAAGAUGCCGACUCUGAACAGGUCCGUCGGUGGCAGGACCUUGCACACGCAAUGGUCGGCAAAGUACCAGGCCUAAUAUCCCUUCAAGCUGGGUCGCCGCUUGAAUUCACAUCGCAUAUGGCAAAGGGGUUCGAUAUGGGUGUUGUGGUAUUAGUAGACUACUCUGAGAGUCUGGCUACAUUUUUCACGCAUCCUAGCCAUGACGAGGUCCACGAGUUGUACCUGAAGGUCUGUCAAGAUGGAAGCACAGUCGGAUAUGAUAUUGAGUUUUAG
This is a messenger RNA of Aspergillus versicolor CBS 583.65, 309 nucleotides long. Its product is annotated as Dabb family protein. The transcript has 3 exons. The coding region runs from base 1 to 309 and encodes 102 amino acids. NCBI's taxonomy places the organism in Eukaryota, Fungi, Ascomycota, Eurotiomycetes, Eurotiales, Aspergillaceae. The record is from RefSeq and is a predicted model, not a curated record.